UUCCAGAAUUCUCGAAGCCUCCUUUUCGCUAGCCAACCGCCAAGGAAGACGCUAUCGUUUUACUCUUUCUCCAGCCAAUAAGCUGUUAAGAUAGUUGAGCUUUCGGUUUGCGUAGGAUUCCUGUGCGAGGGACGCUUCGGGGGGCGUGAAAGAUGGCCCAAAAACUUCUGAGACCGUUCAUGUCACUCUCUGCCAAGCACCUCUCAAGGCCAUUUAGUCCCCAAACUUCACUUCUCCUAUGCCGGGUUUCUGCUGUGCCAUACAAUGUUGCCUGGCACAGGCCGCUUUCCUUUACUGCCACACCUGCAGCAAGGACAUUUUCCACCACCCAGGUCUUCAGGAACACCUUUAAUGUCCAAGAUGGGGAUGACUUCCAAGACCGAGUUUUGAAAAGUCAAAAGCCAGUGGUGAUUGACUUCCAUGCCCAGUGGUGUGGUCCCUGCAAGAUCCUGGGACCUAGACUAGAAAAGAUGGUGGCCAAGCAUCAGGGGAAGGUGCUUAUGGCAAAAGUGGACAUUGACGAUCACACAGACUUAGCCCUCGAAUAUGAGGUUUCUGCAGUGCCCACAGUCCUGGCGAUGAAGAACGGAGAUGUUGUGGACAAGUUUGUGGGGAUAAAAGAUGAGGACCAACUGGAAGCCUUCCUCAAGAAACUCAUUGGGCCCUGAACAACCAAGGACAACUGAGUGACGUGCGCCAAGGACUCCUGCAUCUCUCCUUUUAAUAAAAGAAAACUCUUUCCUUGGAGGAAAAUGAGAGAAAUUGUGAACUAUUUUGUAAGAGAGGGACUAGUGUAUGAUUCUGGAGGGACUGGACUAUGCCAUUCUUUUAGUUCCUUCUCCUUGGAAAUAACAGUAGGUCUGGUUGCUGUGUAAUGAAGGCAAAAGGAAGAGCUCACUGGCUAAAAGAAAUAUGGCAAGAAAUGCAGGAUUAUUAGUAACAGAGUGGAGAAGCUUCCCUCAGCCACCUGGUUCAUUCUGGACCCAAAGUAGUGAAUAACUGCUGCCCAUGAGAGAGUGGCUGAUAUAAUCAGUCAUUAUUGUCUUCCCUCUUUGUCUGGUAAUAGUUUUAAAUCAUAUGCAGUUUUUUGGCUGCUGCCCCAAAACUUGCUGCUGCUGUUUAUAACAUUAAUAAAGAGUAACAUUGUUUGGAGUCUUC
This is a messenger RNA of Anolis carolinensis (green anole), 1158 nucleotides long. RefSeq names its product thioredoxin 2 (gene txn2). Gene Ontology annotation, cellular component: mitochondrion. Gene Ontology annotation, biological process: cell redox homeostasis. NCBI's taxonomy places the organism in Eukaryota, Metazoa, Chordata, Lepidosauria, Squamata, Anolidae. The transcript is spliced from 4 exons. The record is from RefSeq and is a predicted model, not a curated record. The coding region runs from base 153 to 668 and encodes 171 amino acids. Gene Ontology annotation, molecular function: protein-disulfide reductase activity.